AUGAACGACAGGGCACAAACACGACCCCGGCCCUCGUGGUCUUCUUCGGAGGGCGCGCCCAUACGAAAAGUAGUGUCCCAGCAAUCGACAGUUGAAGACUAUGAAGAAAAAACCAGUCAGUCGCCUAGUGAGGGUGCGACUCACUAUCCAACACCGCCCAGUUCGUCAUCCAAGAUGGAGUACACCCCCUCAAACGGUCAACGAACUGUCAGCGGGUCCGCCGUUACGCAGCUUACACCCAGCGACGAUACAGCUGUAACUAAGCCCAGUGGCAACAGGAGCAGGAUGCCAAGGGAAUCUAGGAACAUGAGGAACAAGGGAGCACAUCGACCUGCCAGUAUAUCUUCAUCCGGGCCCGAUCCGCACUCUGUCCCCCCUGAGGCCUUCGCAUCGUCCCCGGAAUCAAGUUAUUUUAAGAACCCACCCAGCGGCCGUCAAGCAGCGCCUUCGGCAUAUGCUCCAACAACUGUUGCCGUUGCCAACUAUCCUCAGUCUCCUAUUAGCCCCAUGUCAUACGCUGGUUGGGGACCAAACCAUACUCCUGCUGGCUAUCCGCCAUCACAAGACCCCUUUUCACCUCAGCAAUCAGGUUUUCCACUUGUCGAGCAACCUUAUCAUCCUGGAUUUACAUACGUGAACCAAAAGGCUAGCGCAUUGGAGCCUGCCUUUGUCAAUCAAAAUCCUUCAUACGAUACUCCGUACCCAGAAACCCAGGACGAAAUGGCUGCGAAUAAUGAAGAGCUCCCCAUCGAAGCUCUGGAUGGGUACGCAUCGAUAGCAGCCAGAAUCUCCGGCCAAGUCGAACCACAACUGAAACCCAUAUAUCGAAGAUUCGACUGGCUACUUCACCGCAACCUCUUGUGUUAUCAAGACCAGCUUGGGAUGUUGGAGGAAGAACUACUACGCAUGGAUUCCAUCACUACACGACUUGGAGGUCAUAUGCCCAUAUCUGCUCGGGAAGAGCGGAGGUUUGGCCGCCAGAUCCAUCAAGAUAGGUUUCAUCUUAUGGACACGAUAGAUAAUAUUCUUCGCAAGUACAGAAUUGCAAUGUCGACACUGGAAGAGAUGCAAAAACGACCGUCGCCAACGAACGACGAAAUACAAGCUUACAGAACUUAUCUGAACCAUCGGCAGAUUUUGAUAGAUGAGGAAACUCAAUUCCUUGGUGCGUCAGACCUUGUCGCUCUAUCAAACGGGACGGCAACAAACGUUCCCAGAGUCAAUCAAGCACCACCUGCCGCUCCACUUGUUCCUCUUAGAACUCUUAUAAACGGGUUUUCUAUGAGCUUUCUCUGUUUAGGGGUGUUGAUGAUGGUACUUCCUGAUCUCAUAACCCGACUGGUCAUGUUGGUCUGUUAUGGUGUGCUGGUAACUACGAUAUUAUCGACUACCGGACAUCUCAGACGACUGAGACAACUGUUCGAAGGUUAA
Messenger RNA from Fusarium redolens, 1431 nucleotides. RefSeq lists its product as uncharacterized. Bases 1 to 1431 code for a protein of 476 amino acids. The record is from RefSeq and is a predicted model, not a curated record. Lineage: Eukaryota; Fungi; Ascomycota; Sordariomycetes; Hypocreales; Nectriaceae. The transcript is spliced from 2 exons.